Cooperia oncophora is the source of this 429-nucleotide messenger RNA. Lineage: Eukaryota; Metazoa; Nematoda; Chromadorea; Rhabditida; Trichostrongylidae. The record is from the annotation of a GenBank genome assembly.
AUGAUUGCUGCAAUUCUUCUUGGAUUUCUGCUUAGUGCCACCAGUGCGAAGAAUAUUCGGGUAGACGUGAGAGGAAAUUUCCAUUGUGAAAACAAUCCCGACACUUUGGUCUUCGUCGAACUGAGGGAGUUUGAUGCGAUCAAAGACGACGUUCUUGGAUGGACUACCGCGACUACCGAGCGCCCUUUUUCUUUGACUGGAACCGAAGAUGAAAUGUUCGGCAUCAACCCCUACAUCGUUAUUAAGCAUUCUUGUCGCGGUGCUAAUGACGAAGUCGUCGUGUAUUUGGGGCACGUGAAGGCGGACACAUUGUUUUUACUGGAAGACGUGAAUCUGGAAGAUGCGAAACUAGAGAAAACAUUGCAGAAGAACUACGUCCGCUCAGAGCCGCUUGAUUCUCGGAAUGCUUACUUCCCUGGCAUGUGGUAA